Molecule: messenger RNA, 1816 nt
Organism: Solanum pennellii
Lineage: Eukaryota; Viridiplantae; Streptophyta; Magnoliopsida; Solanales; Solanaceae
Product: CBL-interacting serine/threonine-protein kinase 5-like
Exons: 1
Coding region: 216-1679 (487 amino acids)
Biological process (GO): protein phosphorylation; signal transduction
Molecular function (GO): ATP binding; protein kinase activity
Source: RefSeq, a predicted model, not a curated record
UUUAGCCUUUGUCCAAAGGCUAUUUUACUAAUUUCAACAAAAUUAUAGUAAUCUUCUUUUUCUGAUCAAUGUGCUUUACAUAUUCUAAUCUCAGCUCUCGAAUCCAUCAAUACUUUUAUCAUCAUCAGUUUCAGCUUCCAAUAACAACUUGUUUUUCUCAUAACAAACCGCGCAAGGAAUUGAUUCUGCAAAUUGUGUAGUAGUUCAAAAUCAUCAUGGAGAAGAAAAUAUUGUUCGGUAAAUAUGAAACUGGGAGACAAUUAGGCAAAGGAACGUUUGCUAAAGUCUUCCAUGCAACCAACCUUGUCACUGGUGAAAAUGUUGCUAUCAAAGUGAUCAAGAAAGAGAUUGUGAAAUCUCAAGCAAUGAUGGAGCAAAUCAAGAGGGAAAUAUCAGUUAUGCGCCUUGUUCGACACCCUAACAUUGUUGAACUCAAAGAAGUCAUGGCAACGAAAACAAAGAUCUUCAUUGUCAUGGAAUACGUUAAAGGUGGUGAACUCUUUGCAAAAGUAGCAAAAGGGAGGCUUAAAGAAGACAUAGCUCGAAAAUAUUUUCAGCAGUUAAUAAGUGCUCUUGAAUUUUGCCACAGUUGUGGUGUUUCUCAUCGUGAUAUAAAACCAGAAAAUCUCCUACUUGAUGAAAAUGAGAAUUUAAAGGUAACAGAUUUCGGUCUAUCGGCUUUGCCAGAGCAAUUGCUGAAUGAUGGUCUUCUAUACACUCAGUGUGGAACUCCAGCCUAUAUUGCACCUGAAAUAAUACGAAAUAAAGGUUAUAAUGGUGGCAAGGCUGAUCUUUGGUCCUGCGGAGUCGUAUUAUAUGUUCUUCUAGCAGGGUGUUUACCUUUUCAAGAUGGUAAUCUUGUGAAUCUGUAUAGAAAGAUUUUUAAAGCAGAAUAUAGAUUUCCCCCUUGGUUAUCAACAGAAGCAAAGCGUUUAAUAUCACAAAUAUUAAUCCCUAAUCCACAAAAAAGGAUAAGUAUAGCUGGAAUAAUGAAAGACCGUUGGUUUAGAAAAGAUUUUAAAAUGCCAAUUUAUAAUGGAAAUAUUUCAUCAUCGUCAUUAUUAACUGAUCAUGAACACGAUACAAUAUCUAUGUUAGAUAAAUUUGGAAGAUCUGACGAAUACUUAAAACAUGGAGGGAUGAUAAAAUCACCCUCUUCACCAGCGUUAUUGAAUGCUUUUGAAUUGAUCUCAUCUAUGUCAGCUGGUGCGAAUUUAUCAAGCUUGUUUGAGAACAAGAAGAAAACAGAGUCCAUUUUCACAUCGAGGUGUUCAGCCACAAUCAUCAUGGCCAAGAUUCAAUUGUUGGCUAGGAAAUUGAAUUUUAAAGUUGCAAGGGUUAAUGGAUCAACAUUGAGGCUGCAAGGUUCUUGUGAUAGUAGGCCGAAAGCACGUUUAUUGGUGAACAUCGAGGUGUUCAAAGUGGCUCCGGAAGUGGCUGUGGUUAAGUUUUCAAAAAUCUCAGGGGAUUCACAAGAGUAUACAAAGUUUUUGGAGGAGGAGGUGAAACCAAACUUAAAGGACAUUGUUUUGACAUGGCAUGUUGAGCAAGCGUUAAGUGAUAUUUGUGAAAAGGAAGACUGUAAAAUUCCAGUCAAGUGUGCUAGUUGCAAGGAUUUGACUCAAAAUAAACUACAAGAUAUUGACGAUAUAACUGCUAAUUUGUCAUCCAGCGUGUGAAAACAAAAUACAAUAUAUUCAUUUCAUUAUUAACAAUUGCAUUUGGUUUGUAUGUCAUCAAAACCAAAUAUUAAUUGUAUACAGAAGGGAUAAUAGAUAUAUAUCUUCUCAUAGCCAUAUACCCUUCAUACUUUUUA